AUGAAUGUCAUAAGUCCUAUUGACUCUUCCUCUGGAAGUAUCAAUGAUUUUGUUGGAAAGGAUGGAGACUUGAACGAAGAAAAUAGACUUCAGUUGGUAAGGACUAUAACCAGCCUUCACAAUGAAGAUGUCUUACAAAGAUUGUCUACUCUUUCGAGAGAAUUGUCUAAGAGAAACCCGGAGUUCAACAUUAAUCCUGAAGAUUUUGACUUGCAAAACAUAUUGUCGCUAUUCACAAGUUUAGCUCACAAACAAGGCAUACACUUACGUCAAUCUGGAAUCACUUUCUCAAAUGUCGAAGUUAAAGGUGUAGAUGAAUCUUUCUCUGUAGCAGUGACUGCUCUCGACAUGUUAAAGGGUCCAGUUGGGGCCAUUCAGGCAGCUAGAGCUAAAAAGAGAACACCAGACAGAAUAAUAUUGAAGGACAUUAGUGGUUAUGCCAAACCUGGUGAAAUGGUUCUAGUACUUGGUAGACCUGGUGCUGGAUGUUCCUCAUUAUUGAAAACAUUGGGAGGAACAGAUAUUGACUUAUUUAAGUCUGUCUCUGGGGAUAUUAGGUAUGAUGGCUUGACUCAAGCAGAAAUGUUGAAAAAUUUUAAGUCAGAUAUCAUUUAUAAUCCUGAACUAGACGAACAUAUGCCUCAUUUGACUGUCGAGCAAACGUUAAAUUUUGCAAUCGGAUGUAAGACUCCUGAAAUGAGGAUAAACGGUAUCUCUCGUGAAGAGUUUAUCGGGGCUAUGAAGGAAAUCUUAGCAACUGUUUUCGGGUUGAGGCAUACUUAUCACACAAAGGUUGGUAAUGAUUAUGUAAGAGGAGUAUCUGGAGGUGAGCGUAAGAGAGUUUCCAUUGCUGAAGCGUUAGCUUGUCGUGCAUCCGUUUACUGUUGGGACAAUGCUACUAGAGGGUUAGACUCCUCGACGGCUUUAGAGUACGCAAGAGCUAUUCGUACUUCGACUAACUUAUUGAAAACCACCGCAUUUGUUACCAUUUACCAAGCAGGAGAAAAUAUUUAUGAGACAUUCGAUAAAGUCACUGUUUUGUAUCGUGGUCAUCAAGUAUACUUUGGACCAAUGGAAGAAGCUAAGCUGUAUUUCGAAGAAAUGGGAUGGGAAUGUCCAGCCAGACAAUCGACAGCAGAAUUUUUGACUGCAAUUACUGAUCCAAUUGGUCGUUUCCCAAAACCUGGCUUCGAAGACAGGGUACCACGUACCGCAGAGGAAUUUGAAGCAUAUUGGUUGAAUUCUCCAGCGUAUGCAAGAUUACAAGAAGAAAUCGCAGAAUAUAACGCUAAUGUCAAUCAAGACGAAACAAGAGACACUUACUAUACAUCAAUCAAGCAAGAAAAAAUGAAAUAUCUGCGUAUGAAUUCUAAGUACACUAUUAAUUAUUUCGAGCAGUUGAAGUUGUGUACUGUCAGAAGGUUCCAAGGAAUUUGGGGAGAUAAAGCUUACACAAUUACACAAUUAAUUGCUGCAUUAUCUCAAGGUCUCAUUGCUGGGUCAUUGUAUUACAAUACGCCAACGACUGUUACUGGAUCAUUUUCUCGUGGAGGUGUGGUAUUUUUUGCAGCAUUAUAUGUGUCUUUAAUGAGUCUUGCAGAAGUCACAGCAGCUUUUAGUACCAGACUGAUUUUGAUGAAGCAAAAGAAUUAUUCAAUGUAUCAUCCCUCAGCAGAUGCCUUAGCAUAUUCUGUUACCACGAUUCCCGUUAGUUUUCUUGUGACUGUCGUCUUUGUUAUUGUUCUUUAUUUCCUUUCGAAUUUGAGUCGUGAGGCAGGUAAGUUCUUUACUUUCUUACUUUUUACAUUCAUGGUGUCAAAUACAAUCAGUGCACUAUUCAAAGCAGUGGCUUCAUUAAACAAGACUAUUGCCGGAGCCAACAUGAUUGCAGGGAUUCUUGUGCUUGCAAUUCUUAUGUAUUCUUCCUUUAUGAUUCAAAGGCCCUCCAUGCACCCUUGGUUUAAGUGGAUUUCAUAUAUCAAUCCCUUACUCUAUGGAUUUGAAUCAAUGAUAGCUACUGAAUUCCAUGGUAGACAUAUGGAAUGUGACGGCCAGUACUUAACACCCAAUGGCCCUGGGUAUCAGAAUUUAUCAUCGGGAGAACAAGUUUGUUCUUUCAGUGGAUCAGUUGCUGGUCAGAGUUGGGUCUUAGGUGAUGAUUACCUUAAAGUUGCUUUCACAUACAGUUUUUCUCAUGUGUGGAGAAAUUUUGGUAUUCUUUUGGGAUUCUAUUUCUUUUUCACGAUUAUCAAUGCUAUUGGAUGCGAGAUUAUCAAACCAGUAGUUGGAGGAGGUGAUAAGUUGAUUUACUUGAAAGGAAAGAUCCCGGAUUCAGUUCUUUUACCUGAAGAGAAAUCCGGAACAGAUACUCCCACUUCAUUAGAAAAAGAGAAAAAGGAAUCUGCUGUCUUUGAAGAUUUGAAAUCGAAAGACUUGUUUGCUUGGAGAAAUGUAAAUUAUGUUAUCCCCUAUGAUGGGAAGGAAAGGACAUUGCUUGAUGACAUUUCAGGAUAUUGCGUUCCAGGGACUUUAACAGCACUUAUGGGAGAAUCAGGAGCAGGUAAAACUACUUUGUUGAAUACUUUGGCACAAAGAAUCUCCAUGGGUGUUGUCACCGGUGACAUGUUAGUGAAUGGAAAUCAAUUAGAUGCAAGUUUCAGUAGGAGGACAGGAUAUGUUCAACAACAAGAUGUUCACAUUAGUCAAGUCACCGUUAGAGAGUCGUUGAGAUUUGCUGCGAGACUUAGAAGAUCAAAUGAUGUCAGCGACGAAGAGAAAUUAGACUAUGUUGAAAAGAUUAUUUCCGUGCUUGACAUGGAUGAAUAUGCAGAUGCUAUAGUUGGAAAUCCCGGUGAAGGACUUAAUGUCGAACAGCGUAAAAAGUUAAGUAUUGGGGUUGAGUUAGUUGCAAAGCCAUCCUUAUUGUUAUUCUUAGACGAACCUACCUCAGGGCUUGACUCGCAGUCUGCAUGGGCCAUUGUUAAAUUGCUUAGAGAUUUAGCCAAUGCUGGCCAGUCAAUUUUGUGCACCAUUCAUCAACCUUCGGCAACAUUAUUUGAAGAAUUCGAUAGAUUAUUGUUGUUGAAGAAAGGAGGAAAAACUGUUUACUUUGGUGAUAUCGGUAAGAGGUCUCAUACUUUAUUAGAGUACUUCGAACGCAACGGUGCUAGACCAUGUGACGAUUCGGAAAAUCCAGCAGAAUAUAUACUUGAAGCAAUUGGGGCUGGAGCUACUGCUUCGGUCAAAGAAGAUUGGCAUGACAUAUGGGUUGCAUCACCAGAAAAGAAAGAAUCUGACCUUAGAGGGGAUAAAUUAAUAUCUGAGUACUUGGCUAACAACGAAAAUCAGACUCACACUGAUGCUGAAAGAAAGCAAUUAGCUGAAAAGUAUGCAACUCCUUUUACCUACCAGUUUAUGAUCGUGCUUCGUAGAAAUGCCUUGACAUUUUUUAGAAAUCCUGAGUAUCUUGGUGCAAAGAUUGGGUUGUACACUUUAUCAGGCUUGUUCAUUGGAUUUACAUUUUUUGGAAUAAAGCAUAGUAUCAUAGGAAUGCAAAAUGGUCAAUUCACAGCUUUUUUAUCUGUUGUUGUCGCUGCGCCAUUAAUUAAUCAAGCACAGGCACAAGCUAUAACAGGCCGGAAUUUGUAUGAAGUAAGAGAAAAAAUGUCGAACACAUAUCAUUGGUCCUUAAUGAUUCUUUCUCAAUUUAUAAAUGAGAUACCUUACUGUAUUAUUGGUUCAGCUAUUCAAUUUGUCUCAAUUUACUUUCCCACUCAAGCUAAUACCUCAGGUCCUCAUGCUGGAGUUUUUUACUUAACAUUAGGUGUCUUUUUCCAAUUUUAUUACAUUAGUUUUGGAUUAAUGAUGCUUUAUUGCGCUCCUGAUGUUGAAUCUGCUGCCAUUUUAGUCUCAUUCUUCUAUACAUUUAUUGUUGCUUUCAGUGGUGUUGUCCAACCUACUACUUUGAUGCCUGGAUUUUGGACCUUUAUGCACAAGGUUAGCCCAUAUACAUAUUUUAUUGAGAACUUAGUUACUUCAAUUUUACAUGGAAGGGAAGUUAAGUGCUCAAAAACUGAAUAUUCGUACUUCAAUCCACCUAGCGGGCAAACUUGUAUUGAGUUUGCAGGUGCAUAUUUAAAUACUACAAAUGGUUACCUUCUGAAUCCUGAUGCUACUAGUGAUUGUGGUUAUUGCUCUUACAGUCAAACUGACGCUUAUAUGGCAACUACUGGAAUGAAAUACUCACACAGGUGGAGAAAUCUAGGAUUCUACUGUGUUUAUGUAAUUUUUGAUGUUGCUGCAAUGCUUUUCUUGUACUGGGUUUUCCGUUACAGACAAGGCUCCUUGAUUCCUAAUUUGUCCUUCCUCAAAAGAAAGAAGAAAUAA
Dujonia railenensis is the source of this 4386-nucleotide messenger RNA. NCBI's taxonomy places the organism in Eukaryota, Fungi, Ascomycota, Pichiomycetes, Serinales, Debaryomycetaceae. The record is from the annotation of a GenBank genome assembly.